UCAACAUACUGAACCUCAGGAUUACACUACACAGUGAGAGAGAGGAAAAAAAAAAAAAAAAGGGUGUUUGGCUCAUUGCUCGGAAAUUCUGAGAAAAUCCUCUCUCUCUCCGAUGGCGACGACUACGGCUUCGCCAACUUCUUAUCUGCUCCCUAAUAUCGAGCGUAGUUCAUUUCCCGCCAAUUCUCAUUUUCGUCGCUCUAUUCCCGCCAAAAGAGCCCCAAGGAUUCUCGCCAUGGCACCCCAAAAGAAGGUGAACAAGUAUGACAAUAACUGGAAAAAGCAGUGGUUUGGCGCGGGAAUAUUCUACGAAGGAAGUGAAGAGGUCGAGGUGGACGUGUUCAAGAAGAUAGAGAAGAGAAAGGUUCUGAGCAACGUUGAAAAAGCGGGUCUGUUAUCCAAAGCAGAGGAGCUGGGUUUCACUCUCUCGUCGAUUGAGAAGCUCGGGGUGUUUUCCAAGGCGGAGGAGCUAGGCCUGCUUAGCUUGCUCGAGAACGCAGCAAGCUUCUCUCCGUCAGCACUGGCCUCGGCAGCGCUUCCGGUUUUCGUGGCGGCUAUUGUGGCAGUUGUGUUGAUACCCGAUGACUCGGCGGGUCUGGUGGCGGUGCAGGUGGUGGUUGCGGGUGCGCUUAGCGUCGGGGCGGCCGGGUUGGUUGUUGGGUCAGUUGUUUUGGAUGGGUUGCAGGAAGCAGAUUGAGUGCUUGCUAAUUGUAUAUGUUACAGUAUUUUUUCUGUCAACCAAUUGUUUAUGUUUAUUUUUUUAUAUCAAUACACUUGUAAUAAAAGAACCUAGGAUGGUAAGCCAAGGCAUGCGUUGAAAAUACAAAAUUGCCCUCGUAAGGUUUGUCCUC
This is a messenger RNA of Rhododendron vialii, 851 nucleotides long. RefSeq lists its product as uncharacterized. NCBI's taxonomy places the organism in Eukaryota, Viridiplantae, Streptophyta, Magnoliopsida, Ericales, Ericaceae. The record is from RefSeq and is a predicted model, not a curated record. The transcript is spliced from 2 exons. The coding region runs from base 113 to 697 and encodes 194 amino acids.